Staurois parvus is the source of this 1078-nucleotide messenger RNA. The record is from the annotation of a GenBank genome assembly. NCBI's taxonomy places the organism in Eukaryota, Metazoa, Chordata, Amphibia, Anura, Ranidae.
UCCAAGAUUGUACAAAUGUCUAAAUAGUGGCACGCUUGAAUAAAAAUUGUCCACGUAUAAGUGGUACCCCAUAUGGAAAAAGGAUAACACCAAGUCCCAAACUAUCUUGCCACUGCUCCCCAUGUGGUCUAGGCUCCCGGGGGCUCCACGUGACUAUCUUUUCCUUGUAAAUCCAAAACUUAUAAGUAUAGCCUGUUAUCCUCUCACAGGUCUUCUAUAUCUUGACCCCAUAUCUGGCACGCUUGAUGGGGAGAAAUUGUUUGAAUGCAAGGCGGCCAGAAAAAUUAAUCAGGGACUCAUCAACGCAGAUUUGCUGGGGAGUAUAGACAUCUGCAAAUUUUUGGUUAAGGUGAUUUGCGAGGGGCUGAAUUUUGUGCAGCCAAUCAAAUUAAGGGUCACUCCGAGGAUGACAGAAUGUAUUGUCUUUGAAAUGCAUAGAACACAUUAUACUCUCAUAUCUAUGCCUGGCCAUCGCAGCAGAGAACAUGGGCAUAUGAUGAAUCGAGUCUGCGGACCAAUACAACCGCAAUUCACUUAUUUUAGUAAUGCCCAUAUUGAGGGUUAGGCCCCAAAAAAAUUUAAAUUCGGAAACCGUAAUGAGUUUCCAUGAGACUGGUCUGGCAAGGUUUGAAUUUGGAUUGGCGGCGAUAAAUUGUUGUGCAUAUAAAUUGCUUUGAUUCACAAUCAAUGCAUACAGAUAUUCCGUGAAAAACAGCUCCAAAAAUCAAGGGGAGUAGUUAAAUUUGUUAUUUCCACCUGAAUUCCGGGUUGGGCAGUGAAUGGGGGAAGUACGAGUGCUGCAGAAUUGGUGGGCUGUCAAUCGGGAUUUGCAAGCACAUCCGGAAGGAUACUAGGAGCUCUAUGGGCCUGUGUGCGAAUUCUUGGUGGCUGUGGGACAAUACUUGUGCUUGACACCGCACCAGCUUGUACUGGACUUAUGGGACUGGCCACGUCACCAAGUCAUAUUGCAGUGCUGGUAUGUAAAAGACCAGGAUGUACCAGGCUACUAGUACUCGCCAGUUCACCAGAAGGUAGUGCGGCACUAGUACUGGCACUCUGCUGCAUAUGAGAGUCCUCA